AUGUACAUCCACUUCCUGCUGACUCAGAUCAACAUGAAGAAUCAGAAGUAUUAUGAGAGAGAUCCAGAGAAACUCCUGAAGUCCAGCAGAGAUGUGAUUGUGAAACUUUCUGAACUGGCUUUCAAACAGCUGAUGAAGGGCAAUGUGAUGUUCUACGAGGAGGACCUGAUUGAAAGCGGCAUAGACGUCACUGACGCCUCAGUGUAUUCUGGGAUUUGCACAGAGAUCUUUAAGGAGGAAUCUGUGAUCCAUCAGAAGAAAGUCUACUGCUUCAUUCAUCUGAGCUUUCAGGAGUUUCUAGCAGCUUUCUUUUUGUUUCACUCCCAUGUAGUCAAGAAUGAGGAAUCAGUGAAGUCGUUUCUGAAUGACGAAUAUCAGCGGUACAGUCAGGAAAACUCAUAUGAGCUACUAAAAUCAGCAAUUAAUAAAUCCUUAAAGAGUAAAAAUGGACACCUAGAUAUUUUCUUGCGGUUCCUGCUGGGCGUCUCACUGGAGUCCAAUCAGAGACUCUUACAGGAUCUGCUGACACACACAGUGAACAGCUCAGAGACAAUCAAGAGAAUCAUACAGUACAUUAAAGACAAACUCAAGGCUGAUGAAUGUCUCUCAGCUGACAGAUGCAUCAAUCUGUUCCUCUGUCUGCUGGAAAUAAAAGAUCAGGCUCUGUACAGAAAGAUUCAGGAGUUUGUGAAAUCAGAGAAUCACUCAGUGGAGAAACUCUCUCCGUCUCACUGCUCAACAAUUGCCUACAUGCUUCAGAUAUCAGAGGAGGUGCUGGAUGAGUUUGAUCUGAAGAGAUACAACACAUCAGAUGAGGGUAGAAGGAGACUGAUACCAGCUGUGGUGAACUGCAGAAAAGCUCUGUUUGCUGACUGUAAUCUCACUGAUCAGUGCUGUGAAAGUUUGUCUUCAUCUCUACAAUCAUCAAACUCACUGAGAGAGCUGGACCUGAGUAAUAAUGACCUGCAGGAUUCAGGAGUGAAGCUUCUGUCUGAUGGACUGAAGAGUUCACACUGUCAACUCAACAUACUGAGAUUAUCUGGAUGUAUGGUGACAGAGGAAGGCUGCUGUUUUCUGGCUUCAGCUCUGAGUUCAAACCCCUCACACCUGAGAGAGCUGGAUCUGAGUUACAAUCACCCAGGACAAUCAUUAGUCAAGCUGCUCUCUGAUCCAAACUACCGACUGGACAAACUCAAUGUGGAUCACGGAGGAGAGAUCAGAAUUAUAACAGGACCACAAAAAUAUGCAUGUGAUCUCACACUGGAUUUAAACACAGCAAACACUUAUCUGUCUCUGUCUGAGAGGAACAGAAAAGUGACACAUGUGAGAGAGAAGCAGCCGUAUCCUGAUCAUCCAGACAGAUUUGAUGAGUGUUAUCAAGUUCUAUGUGGAAAGAGUCUGUCUGGACGCUGUUACUGGGAGGCUGAAUGGAGUGGGAACGUUUAUAUAUCAGUGACAUGUAAAGGAAUCAGCAGGAAAGGAGAGAGUGAUGACUGUUUGCUUGGAUACAAUGAAAAGUCCUGGAGUUUGAACUGUUUUAAUAACAGUUUCUCUGUGAGACACAGUAAUAAGAUCACAGAAAUAUCUGUCCCUUCACAUCGCCCUAAGAAAGUAGGAGUGUAUCUGGACUGGUCAGCCGGCACUCUGUCCUUUUACAGUGUCUCUGACACACACACACUCACACGCUUACACACAUUCAACACCACAUCCACUGAACCCCUCUAUGCUGGAUUUGGGGUUUAUUCUGGUAGUUCAGUGUCUCUGUGUGAGAUUAAACAGCCUUUCAUGAGAAACAAGUGAGACACAGUUAAGUGGAAGAAACUCAUUCACAUUAUCUCUCUUGAACUCAACAACUGUAAACUCUUUCUCUCUUCUAAUCUUAAUUUCAGUGUGUGUGUGUAUAAAAACACGUUGACUUCAGUCUGAAUGUGACACACCACAGACUUGUUUUGUGUUUUUAUAAAGGCAUCCGAAUAUGACCC
This is a messenger RNA of Sinocyclocheilus anshuiensis, 1982 nucleotides long. Its product is annotated as NACHT, LRR and PYD domains-containing protein 14-like. Gene Ontology annotation, molecular function: protein binding. The transcript is spliced from 5 exons. The record is from RefSeq and is a predicted model, not a curated record. NCBI's taxonomy places the organism in Eukaryota, Metazoa, Chordata, Actinopteri, Cypriniformes, Cyprinidae. The coding region runs from base 1 to 1800 and encodes 599 amino acids.